Phycodurus eques (leafy seadragon) is the source of this 3742-nucleotide messenger RNA. Its product is annotated as cysteine-rich hydrophobic domain-containing protein 2. Lineage: Eukaryota; Metazoa; Chordata; Actinopteri; Syngnathiformes; Syngnathidae. Bases 77 to 763 code for a protein of 228 amino acids. The transcript is spliced from 6 exons. The record is from RefSeq and is a predicted model, not a curated record.
AUGGCAGGAAAUGAGUGAGUUUCAUGAGCGCGAGCUUGGCGGGGAGUCUUAGCCAGCGUCGCUCUUCCGGUGUCGUAUGGCGACUGCAGCGGAUGUUGACAUUUUCUUCGGGAGCUUGCUCGCUGCCGCCGAGAGAUGUGAGCUGUCUGUCGUCUUGGCUUCUGGAUUCGCCCUCGUCUUCGCCCAAUUACCACUCGUAAGGGGAGCCGCUUCCCGGCGGUCUCGCGUCGGCGCCGCGUGCGUUCGUGCGAUGAUGGAGGACUUCGACGAGAUCUACGAGGAAGAGGAGGAGGAAGAGGAGGACGAGGACAGGGCCGCGGAGGAGCAGCUCCUCAAGUACGCCCCGGACCCGGUGUUGGUGCGAGGCUCCGGCCACGUCACGGUGUUCGGACUCAGCAACAAAUUUGAAUCAGAAUUUCCGUCAGCCCUUACGGGAAAGGUGGCACCCGAGGAAUUCAAAGCGAGCAUCAACCGUGUGAACGGCUGUCUGAAGAAGACGCUGCCGGUCAACGUGCGCUGGCUGCUGUGCGGCUGCCUGUGCUGCUGUUGCACGCUCGGCUUCAGUUUGUGGCCUGUGAUUUGCCUCAGCAAGCGGACAAGAAGAUCUAUAGAGAAACUUCUAGAGUGGGAGAACAGCAGACUCUACCAUAAGCUGUGUUUGCAUUGGCGACUGAACAAAAGAAAGUGUGAAUCCAACAACAUGAUGGAAUAUGUAAUCCUAAUAGAAUUCCUGCCGAAGAUCCCAAUCUUCAGACCCGACUAGCCGAUCGCAUCUUCACAAUUGUCGCCGUUCGAGAUUUUUGUUUACGGGGCGACGUCGGCCCUCUUUUUUUUCUUUUUGGACGACUUCUCCUCCUCGGGCAGUCGGCGCCGUGGAUUUUAGGACUAGCGCUGGAAACGGGACUCUCUGAACACUCGCGGGUUUCCAGAUUGGAGCGCAGCGUGAAGACGGUGACGGGAGCGCCGUCAGACGCCGGGCCGCCGGCGAGCCACCGCGUCCAGCCCGGUGCUUUUGAAAGCGUCACGUUGGCGUCGCUUCGCUUCGCUGUGCGUCGCCUGAACCCGGAGACGAUCGCACGCUUGUGACUGCGCUUCACACUGUGGGACAACAAAUGCCCUGCCUUGAGUUACCAUGGCAACAUGCAAGGGAGACCACUAGUGAUGGAAGAUAUGACUCUUCCCCCUCCCCCCCCCCUCUAACCAUUUUGGUGAAAGCAACUGUGUGAAAAAACUCUGUGUGACAUCACAAUACAGAUUAUGCAUUCUUUUUUUGAAUGGCAGGCAGGCAGGCUUUUGUUUUGUUCAAAUUCCUCUUUUUGCCAAAGGCAUCUUAUUCCUUUUUUGGUUCUUUUCAUUUGUCAGUGUGUGUGACGACGUGUGAGCGUGGGACCUUCAAAGUCGAACAUUUUUUUGAUUGUUUUUUUUAGUUGUCUAAAACCUCCAAGGAUUUAAAACAUUUAACUGUCAUAUAAGUAUAAAACUACUCACUGUUUUGAUAAUCUGUGAUGGACCAAAAGAGAUGUAACGAGAGUGUUUGCACAGCGAUACUGCCACCUAUUGGUGGUGGUUAUAUCUUUCUGGAAUGAACAAGCGGUGCGUGUCUGGAUGGAAAGCCGGUUGAGCCGUUACUCGAUAUCUUUGACGUCGAGCUUCCGAAUUGGGUGGGGACAGAGCGCAUACUCGUACGUGGACCUUCCUGGAUGGCGAGGAUCGCGAAUAAUUGCUCAAACAGCUUUCCAUAUGUCUUGCAUAAAAAAGCAAAACGCGUGUGGUGUUAAUCCUUCCGACACUAGCUGAAGUCGAAGAAUGAUUAACUUUUUUUGUGGGGGGGGGAGUCGCAUUGAACUCUAAAUCGUACAACCUUUGAACUUCGGAGCUUCCAGUGCUUUUCGUUCGUAGUCGUGUGUGACAUGUAAAGGAACACUAUGGAUGUGAAUGUGAUCCUUCACGGCGCCGAGGGAGCUUUACAGCUGCGAGUGUGGCCCAGAUGUGGAAAUCGGACCGUUUCUUGCACUGGCCAAUGACUAAAAGUCGCUGAACUUGUUUUCAUUUGGAGUUUCCAAUCCAAUUAGCGAAGAUUCCCGCAGCUGUCGUGAGCUGUUUUUCCAUGACCUUUGGAAAUGUCCCCCAUUAAAGGUCAUCACUGUUACCAUUCAAGUGCUUAAUACUUUCUAUACAAUACAAGGGAUGGACAUUUGACUACAUUUUCUUGAUGAUGGAGAAAAAUAACGUUUUUUUUAGCUCUUUUUCUGAAAGUUCCAAACUUGUUUUGAGCCGACCGCAGGUGUUGUCGCCAAGUCGCUCAACUCCCAACCUUUGUGAAUCUUUACGCCGCAAACCCGUCGGGACCGACUCGAGAGCGCCCCCCGCGGCUGCAGUCAGUCAAUGUCGCUCGAGAGGCGAUUCAUCAACAAUUCGUUCCACACGGCGGACAGGCUUCCUAACGAUCAAUUGGUCAAUGAUGCCCAUCCCUCUGUGGAAGUAAGCAGCGUGUGGAUGUGGGUCACACUCAGGGGUUUAUCAUCGAUCAUCAAUAAAAAUGUAGCACAGACAGGGUAUUUUCUAUAGUUGUCCCACAAUACUUGAAUCUUUGUUUGAUACAGUAUUAACCCCAGCCUUCCCCUUCCAGCUCUUCAUUCCACUUUAAUGAAGGAAGUAAACACAUGCAACCGCUUUGCGUUGUUUUGUAUGUAGCGCACGUUCAAGAUUCACAGCCUGGUCACAUUUUGCGUUGCGUUUAGCUGGAAACGAUGCAAGAAAGUGGCACAACGCCAUAAGUCGUCAUGAUUCUUAUUGUUGGAAAAUGUGCUCUUUUUUUUUAACUUUUUUUUUUUUUUAUUUAAUUUUUUUCUAUGCAAAGUGCUGACAUUCCAGAGGAAACGGAAUAUUGUGGCAUCAUUCUAAAAGAUCCUGGUAUAUUCUACCACAAUCUACAGACAGGGCUGUUGAUCAAACUUCUGCGGCGGGCCACAUUGCGAUUUAUGACUUCCCUCAGACGGCCGUUCUGACGGAGACCAGCCGGCUCGUAUUAUUGCAUAUACAGUACACAAUAGAUGGAUAACUGACCGUGAAAACUUGGUUCAACUAUUUUUCAACGUAUUUGAAUAAGCGGUUCGGUGAUGAAGAAAAAAAAACACUGUGGAAUAUCUCAAUGUUAUUAAAAAUAAAGACAAUUUGCAGUUUUGGCAGCGAGUCUAGUAAGAAAGGUGAAGUGGACGGACGCACGUUAUUGCUUUAGAGGGCCUACUAAAAUGACGCGGCUGGCCGCAUCUGACCCCUGAAUCUCCUGUUUGACUCAUCAUCUAGCAUUCUAUUCAGUAUACUGUACGUUUAAACUAACGGAUAUGCUGAAUGUUCAGUAUUAAUCAGCUAAAUGUAAAAAAAAUAAUGAUUUCCAGACUUUCACUUCCAGCUGAAGAAACAAAAUUUGCUUCCAACUCCAAAUGUGGCCAGGUGCUGAAUCAUUUGAGGUUACUGGGUCGUGACUUAACGCUAUAUUGGCCCGUCGUGUAUUUGUUUUCUAUCAAGAAAGGCUUGAGGUCGUAAAUCAUUUGCAGAUAUUUGUGCAGCGCGGACGCAUAACGGUGCAGUAUGCAAACGUUCUGUGUUCAUCUCAGACUGAUUCUGAAAGCUGUGCAGACUUUUCCGAUGAUUUUCUGUGUUUGUUUUGGGGAGCAAAUGUAUCCAGUACAUGACUUACAUGCAGGUGUGUGUACGUGAAUAAAUUACCGGGGAAACCGAC